This is a messenger RNA of Polyodon spathula (Mississippi paddlefish), 1143 nucleotides long. RefSeq names its product GTP:AMP phosphotransferase AK3, mitochondrial-like. Gene Ontology annotation, molecular function: ATP binding; AMP kinase activity. NCBI's taxonomy places the organism in Eukaryota, Metazoa, Chordata, Actinopteri, Acipenseriformes, Polyodontidae. The coding region runs from base 284 to 964 and encodes 226 amino acids. Gene Ontology annotation, cellular component: mitochondrion; cytoplasm. The transcript is spliced from 5 exons. Gene Ontology annotation, biological process: nucleobase-containing compound metabolic process. The record is from RefSeq and is a predicted model, not a curated record.
CAUUACUUCUGCUGAUGGUCAGACUGCAGCACUGCCUCUUCCCGGGAUUGCAAACUUUCUCCUCCUUCGAAGGCGUCAACAUAAUUCAAACAGAUCAGAUUCACUCCGAAACUCAAGGCAUUGUUUUACAACCUGAAGAAAACGCAUUUAAUUCUUAUUUUUAAUGUAUUUGUUUCAAUUUAUAUCACAGAAACCGUCACACUGAUUCACAAAGGAAAACGUAUUUUAAAUAUUCAUGUGUUUUUUUUUUUUUUUUUUUUUAAUUUAUUUUAUUUUAUAAAUCAUGGUUUUACGCCUAUUUCGUGCUGUCAUCAUGGGACCCCCCGGCUCCGGGAAAGGCACAGUGUCUGAACGGAUUUUAAUCAGGUUUGGAUUGAAACACCUUUCCAGUGGAGACGUUCUAAGGACCAACAUCAAAGAAAAAACAGAAGUAGGGCUGCUGGUCAAGUCUUACAUCGACCAAGGUCAGCUUGUGCCAGAUGAUGUCAUCACUCGGCUAAUCCUUCAUGACCUGAAGGGUCUGGAGCAAUGCAGCUGGCUGCUGGAUGGUUUCCCACGGACAGUGACACAGGCAGAAUGCCUGGACCAAGUUUACCAGGUAGACACUGUGCUAAACUUGAACGUGCCUUUCGAGAUCAUCAAAGAGCGCCUGAGCUCCCGGUGGAUCCAUCCAGGAAGUGGCAGAGUAUACAACACCAACUUCAGCCCUCCCAGAAUUCCUGGUUUAGAUGACGUUACUGGUGAGCCCCUGACACAGCGGAGUGAUGACAAAACGGAGACUGUCACAAGGAGGUUGAAGUCCUACGAGACGCAGACCAGACCAGUCCUUGAGUAUUACAGAAACAAAGGGGUAUUGGAGACCUUCACAGGAACAGAAACCAACAAGAUCUGGCCUCACAUACACACCCUUCUCUGCAGUAAAACCUCAGGUGGUGACCAGAAGGCUGCAGCUGGCAAAGCUUGAAAAAAUAGGCAGCUCUGAAGAAAUAAGAGGGAGGAUUACUCCAUAGUGUGAACAAACACAAAGGGACUGCUCACUGCUUGAGGGAAUAAGAUUCUUUCAUGGGGCCAAGCCCACACCUCUGUGUUGGCUGAAACUAGAACUGACUCAUUGUUUUCUGUUAAUUUCCCUUUUAAAGUGGG